This is a messenger RNA of Mirounga angustirostris (Northern elephant seal), 3122 nucleotides long. It is a transcript of the gene PPEF2, whose product is annotated as protein phosphatase with EF-hand domain 2. NCBI's taxonomy places the organism in Eukaryota, Metazoa, Chordata, Mammalia, Carnivora, Phocidae. The transcript has 15 exons. Bases 1 to 2430 code for a protein of 809 amino acids. Gene Ontology annotation, biological process: detection of stimulus involved in sensory perception; negative regulation of MAPK cascade. Gene Ontology annotation, molecular function: iron ion binding; Hsp90 protein binding; calcium ion binding. The record is from RefSeq and is a predicted model, not a curated record.
AUGAAGGGGGGUGGGGGUGGGAAGGGGGAAAAGAGCACCCCAGCCGGUGGUAAGGCAAAUCCUUCCUACCGGUGGCAAUGGCUGGCGCUUUGCCCAUCUUGCCCCCACUUUAAGGUAGGAGAGGUGCCCUUCGCCUACCCCCCCCGGCCCCCUCCCCCCCUCGGCCCGGGGAGUCCCGGCUCACAGGCUCGCUUCUCCGUCCCUGUCACAGCCUUCAGGGCAGCAACCCUCAUCCAGAGAUGGUACCGGCGCUAUGCGGCCCGGCUGGAGAUGAGGCGGCAUUGCACCUGGCGCAUCUUCCAGUCGAUAGAGUAUGCGGGACAGCAAGACCAGGUCAAGCUCCAUGACUUCUUCAGCUACCUUGUGGAUCACUUUACCCCCAGCAGCAACCAUGAGCGAGACUUCCUGAACCGCAUGUUCACUGAGAAGACAUUCCCCCAGGACGCUGAGAUGGAGAAACUCAGUGACUAUGAAUCUAUAGCGGUCCCGGACAGCUACACAGGGCCACGUCUCUCCUUCCCACUUCUUCCUGACCACGCGACUGCCCUGGUGGAAGCUUUCAGACUGAAACAACAGCUCCAUGCUCGCUACGUCUUGAAUCUUUUGCAUGAAGCCAGGAAACACCUGGUGCAACUGCCAAACAUCAACCGUGUCUCCACCUGUUACAGCGAGGAGGUCACUGUGUGCGGAGACUUACAUGGCCAGCUGGAUGACUUAAUAUUUAUAUUUUAUAAGAAUGGCCUCCCGUCACCAGAGAAGGCCUACGUCUUCAAUGGUGACUUCGUGGAUCGAGGCAAGGAUUCAGUAGAGAUCCUGAUGGUUCUUUUUGCCUUCAUGUUGGUUUACCCAAAAGAGUUCCAUCUUAACCGAGGAAACCAUGAGGACUAUAUGGUGAACUUACGAUAUGGCUUUACCAAGGAAGUGAUGCAUAAAUAUAAGAUACAUGGCAAGAAAAUACUAAAAAUACUGCAAGAUGUUUUCUGUUGGCUUCCUCUGGCCACUCUGGUUGAUGAGAAAGUCCUGAUUCUUCAUGGCGGAGUGUCAGACAUGACUGACCUGGAGCUUUUGGCUAAACUAGACAGGCACAAGAUCGUCUCCACCCUGAGGCGCCAAACGAGGAAGGAGAACGGGAAACCGGCGACGACGCAGGAGAAGGCCACCCCGCCGAGCUGCGCGGGGCGACCCACCCCGUGGUUUCUGCCCCAGAGCCGCUCUCUCCCCGCUUCGCCCCUGCGCCUGGGCUCCUGCGGGGCGCCCCGCGCCGGCCGCUCCUCCAGCAUCCCCUGCAGCGGCCCGGCCGACGCGGAGGAGCUGGCCCGGCGGGCGCGGCGCUCCGGGGACCUGGAGCUGGACAGGGGCCGGCUGCAGGCAGGCUUCCCGGGGAGCCGGGCGCAGGGGGAGCCGCUGCUCGUCACGCCAGAAGCCGACUCGGACGCCGACGAGCCGCCCGAGCCCACUCCGGAGGAGUGGAAGCAGGUGGUCGAUAUCCUGUGGAGUGAUCCCAUGGCCCAGGAGGGUUGCAAGGCUAACACCGUUCGAGGAGGAGGCUGUUAUUUUGGACCUAAUGUGACAGAACAGUUGCUACAGAAAUACAACCUGCAGUUCCUGAUCCGCUCCCAUGAGUGCAAACCUGAGGGCUACGAGUUCUGCCACAGCCGCAAGGUGUUAACCAUCUUUUCUGCCUCCAACUACUAUGAAGUUGGCAGUAACAGAGGUGCCUACGUCAAGCUGGGGCCGGCCUUGACUCCAUACAUCGUGCAAUAUCAAGCUAACAAGGCAACCCACAUGCUGACUAUGAGGCAAAGGAUUAGCAGAGUAGAGGAGUCAGCUCUGAGAUCUCUGCGGGAAAAGUUAUUUGCUCAUUCCUCCCAUCUUCUUGGUGAAUUUAAGAAGCAUGAUGCAGAUAAGACCGACAGCAAGAAGUAUGUUGGGACAAAAAAGUCUGCACUGCAGGACACUGGACUUAUAAGUGACAAGCCAACAAAUCAUCUCGUUGCUGUAGGUUUCAUCUCCCUUAGUGACUGGGCAGAAGCCGUGGAGUCUGUGCUGCGUCUAGGACUCCCCUGGCGGAUGCUGAGGCCACAGCUGAACAUACAGUCAAGUUUGCUGGAAACACUGUAUCGGAACCGAUCCAACCUGGAGACCAUCUUUAGGAUCAUAGACAGUGAUCAUUCAGGGUUCAUCUCACUGGACGAGUUCAGGCAGACCUGGAAGCUGUUCAGCUCUCAUAUGAACAUUGACAUUACAGAUGACUGCAUCUGUGACCUUGCCCGGAGCAUUGACUUCAACAAGGAUGGCCACAUCGACAUCAAUGAGUUCCUGGAGGCCUUCCGCCUUGUGGAGCAAUCCUGCACAGAGGGCGAUGCCUCAGAUUGCCCCCAAGCCACAAACACUAACGACAGUGGCUGCAGCAAGCCCGGCACACCCUAAGAGCAGCCUGGUGUCCGGUUCCCAUGGUGCCUCAUAGCCAAGACUGAGCUUGUCCCUGGAAUAGCUCCCUUAUUCUCCAGAGGUUUGUGGAAUUUUAGGCUGAGAAAUUGCCUACCAGUGUGCGUCAGAAUCAGCUCUUUGGGUGUGUUUGUGUGUUUGUGUGUGUGUGUGUGUGUGUUUAAAUAUGUAGGUACCCCAUCCCCAUCUCAGAAGUUUCACAGGGUAAGAUCCAGGUAUAAAUAUUUUAAAUUCUCAAGUGUACCCCAGUUAAGAACCACUGAUAAUUCAAUCCCCUCAUUGUUUUCAUUUCAUACAUUUUAAUUAUUAUGGGUUUUUUUUAAGAUUUUAUUUAUUUGACAGAGGCAGCAAGAGAGGGAACACAAGCAAGGGGAGUGGGAGAGGGAGAAGCAGGCUUUGACGCAGAGCAGGGAGCCCGAUGCGGGGCUCGAUCCCAGGACCCUAGGAUCAUGACCUGAGCUGAAGGAAGAUGCUUAAUGACUGAGCCACCCAGGCGCCCCUUAAUUAUUGUUUUUAAAAAAUCUUAUUGAUAAAGGAAAGUUAUGAAAAAUUGUGCAAUCCCAUGACCCAAACAUGGAUUCUUUUCAUUAUUUACUUUUUCUUGUUAUAACUAUAGUUUUUAUAUAAUUUAAUGUUCUGCUUUUUUAAAAAAUAAAAUCACAUCUACUUGUAAA